Aspergillus calidoustus is the source of this 1587-nucleotide messenger RNA. NCBI's taxonomy places the organism in Eukaryota, Fungi, Ascomycota, Eurotiomycetes, Eurotiales, Aspergillaceae. The record is from the annotation of a GenBank genome assembly.
AUGAAGUUCCUGUCUUUGUUUACUCUGAUUUUCUAUGGGCUCAUCGUCUCAGGCUCUUCCAUCUGCCCGCCCACAGGGCCUGUAUUGCCUCCACCGGAUAUACCUCGAGACUAUGACUGGUCCAACUUGACACGGACGUUGGAUGAAUUUAUUCAGGGUGCGAUAGAGGAUGGAUGGAACAGCACCAUAAACUCAUUCUCCGUCAUGGCGACUUCAGCUGAAGAGACCUUCUUCACCUAUCAUCAUACUGCCCCCAUGAACAAUGAGUCUGGUGUUCAACAUGUGGAUGGCAACACUGUUUAUGCAAUUGCGAGUAUUACCAAGGUCUUUACCGUUCUCGCUGUUUGGUUGGAGGGCAGAAUAAACCUAGACGACCCCAUUGGUAAGUAUGUCCAGGAGUUGAAUAACUCGGACUGGGAGGAUGUCACCCUCCGUCUCCUGACGAGUCAAAUUGCGGCUGCUCCACGAAAUGGAUAUACCUUUGAUAAUGCCUUAAACGCUCCAGAUCUCGUUGAACUUGGGUUCCCGGAACUGCAAUCUUCAGAUAUUCCUCCGUGCUCCCUGGCGCCUGGUCUGCGAAUGUGCACUCGUGAAGAAUUCUUUGCCUCGUUUCCAGAAUUCGCCUUCACUGGCGCCGUUGGAAAUCGUGCAGCAUACUCCGACCUCGCAUAUAUCCUACUGGGAUACGCCCUGGAAGACGUUACCGGCUUGACGUACGAGCAAGUCUUGAAGAGAUUAAUUCUGGGCCCCUUAGGCCUCAAUGACACCACCGCGUUUCGCCCGGACCCUGCUCGCAUGAUCAUUCCCAGCGACGGCGCGUUUUGGAUUGAUGUUGACUGGGCAUACUAUCUCAUGACAGCCGGUCUCUACUCGACCCCAAACGACCUCAGCACCUUCAUUCGCGCAAUCCUAACCAACCAACUCCUACCUCGCGCAAAGACGAAUCAAUGGCUCAAGCCAGCCGCAUUCACAUCCCAACUCGACAACUCGGUCGGAGCCCCUUGGGAGAUCUUCCGACCCACCGCGCUACUUCCCAACGACGCCCGCCCAAUCGACCACUACACCAAGAGCGGCGACGUGCCCGGGUUUUCGUCUUCGUAUCUAGUGAUUGUCCCAGAGUAUAACCUUGGCGUCACGAUUCUGGGUGCUGGACCUGACGCAUCGACUGUUGUUCCGUUGCUUUUGGAUACUGUUCAAGCUGUCUUGGUUCCGGCUCUCGAUCAGUUGGCGCGGGACCAGGCGAUUGGACUGUAUGCGGGGACAUAUGCUUCGGAGUCGGGGAAUCAGUCAUCUGUCAUUGAAUUGGUUGUGGAUGACGGCCCCGGCCUAAAGGUAACCCGCUGGAGCAAGGGUCAUCUGGACAUGCGCAAAUCAUUGGCUGUUUCGCUAUUCGGCGGUUCAUCUCCUCAGGAUGCUCUACCCGCGGAUAUCCGGUUCUACCCUACCGGCGUGGACGAUCGUUGGUACGUCGGUUUCACCGAACAAGAAGCUGAAGAAACAAAGGACGCCAACCAGCGCGGCUUGCUACGGGACAGCGCUUGCAUGGAUUGGUACCGGGUUGACCAGUUUCACUAUGGAAAGGCGUAG